Messenger RNA from Myodes glareolus (Bank vole), 1770 nucleotides. NCBI's taxonomy places the organism in Eukaryota, Metazoa, Chordata, Mammalia, Rodentia, Cricetidae. The record is from RefSeq and is a predicted model, not a curated record.
GGGUCUCCAGAGAGAGCCAGAGAAAGUGGCAGCAGCAGACUCAGACUGGGCAGUGUAGUGGGACCCUAAAACACCCCACCUCCCCAGCUACUGUGUGGAGUGCAAGGGAUGAGGAGGGGGACAAAGGCAAUUCACCUCUGUAGACCAAGUGAGAGGAAGAUGGAACAGGCCAGUCAGGGAAUAGGGAUGUCUGGCUCCAAGUUUUCUGUGGGGCAUUAUUUCUUCCUAGUUAAGGACUCUUUUGGGGAUGCUUUGGGCCAGUCACACAAGACAAGACAUUAGAAAGGUCACCUGGAUGUCAGCAUGGCAGCCACAAACCUGGAGAACCAGCUGCAUAGUGCACAGAAGAACCUUCUCUUCCUCCAGCGGGAGCAUGCCAGCACACUCAAGGGGCUGCAUGCUGAGAUCCGGCGGCUGCAACAGCACUGCACAGAUCUAACAUAUGAGUUGACCCUCAAAAGUUUUGAACUGACAGGAGAUGGCUCUUCCAGAACGACGGAGCUGAAGAGGCGCUGUGAAGAGCUGGAGGCCCAGCUGAAGGCCAAGGAGGAAGAAAACCGCAAGUUAUUGCAAGAACUGGAGCAGAAGAACGCUGCCAUCGCUGUGCUGGAGAACACGGUGCGUGAGAGAGAGAAGAAGUACCUGGAGGAGCUGAAGGUGAAGAGCCACAAGCUGAGCAUGCUGUCAGGGGAGUUAGAGCAGCGCGCCAGCACCGUGGCCUACCUCACCUCUCAGCUACAUGCAGCCAAGAAGAAACUACUAAGCUCCAGCGGCACCUCUGACGCCAGCCCAGCUGGCAGCCCUGCACUGGCCAGCUACAAGCCCACACCACCCAAGGACAAGCUGCCUGAGACACCCCGUCGCCGCAUGAAGAAGAGCCUGUCGGCCCCACUGCACCCUGAGUUUGAGGAAGUCUACAGGUUCGGAGCUGAGAGCCGCAAACUCCUUCUGCGGGAGCCGGUGGAUGCAAUGCCAGAUCCCACCCCGUUCCUGCUGGCCCGGGAGUCUGCUGAGGUCCAGCUCAAAGAGCGGCCUCUUGUCAUACCUCCCAUCGCCUCAGACCGUGGCGCCAGUGGGCAACAUAGCCCAGCCCGAGACAAGUCACACAAGACCCACGUUGGGGUGGCUCAUCGCAUCCAUCAUGCCAGUCCACCACAGCCCCAGUCUGAGGGAGAGACGAGGGCUGUGGACCAAGUGAACACAGGGAAGGUAGUUCGGAAGCACUCAGGGACGGACCGAACUGUGUGAAGCCUGCGGCUACCACCGCAGCCAUCCAUGCACUGUGAGCGCCACAGGGAACCUCGCCCACACCUUCCUCACCCCACUCAUGCCAAAUGUUUCCUACCGUCGCAGCCUGGCUCCUGGCCCCAUAGUGAUACAAUGGUGUCUCCACUGAAGAUAUUUACUGGCACUGUGGCCAAUGCCUGCAUGCCUAUAGCUUGCUUCUAGCCCCACGCCAUGAGAUCUCGGCACACUCCUUAACAAGGACCAGGCCACGGCUGCAUCACAUGCCACACUCAGAAUCAAAACCGCUUGAAGUCAAAGCAAAAUAAGGACCCACCCCUCCCGAUAUCCAGGGCAGCCUAUGAGAGCAGAGCAGCAGCUUCUGCUUCCUCCUGGAACUCCUACCUUCCCACAGACCCUUUGCCAAGCAGCUGUAAGCAAGAUGACCUCACCCCUCAUGUCAGCCCAACCUGAAUGUGUGUUCAUAAUUUUUUGUUAGUUUCACCCAAGUGUUCAGGAUCCAACAAAUGUUAUUUUCUAAACCCA